UUGGUAGAUGGUUAUAAUAUUACAAUUGAUGAAGAGGUUGUUCCUGGAACACUCAUUAAAUUAAAAUUUGAUUCUGAAGCGGCAAUCACAUUGGACAAGGCGUUCGCAAAUUUUUAUAAUAAUAAAGAUAUCAUAAAUAAUAUUUAUGAUAUUAUAGUGUUUAGAUCUAAUGAGAGUUUCAUCCUAAAUGUUAAAGGACAACCUGCUCCAUACUCUCCGCCGUACUUGACGAGCUUUAAAAUAAAUGGCAACGAAUUAUGUAGCCAGCCUAAUUUGACAUACUUUGAGGAUUAUCCGGUAGGAGUUGUCAGACGUCCCAACGUUCCUGAUCAAUAUUGUGGAAGACGUAAAGUCAUUCAUGUCGAGCUUAUAACAAAUGGAUUUAAAACUAAACCGGGGGAAUGGCCCUUCCAUGCUGCACUACACCGUCGGGAAAAAACGGGUCUAAGAUACACUUGUGGAGGGACAUUGAUUUCCAAGUUCUUUGUUUUGACAGCUGCUCAUUGCACUACCGUAAGAGGAGUAGCCAUUCUACCUGAAAUCUUUAGUGUUUUUCUGGGAAAAUAUAAUUUGUUUGGUGGCGAUGUGUCGAUACAAGAAAAAGAGGUUUACAAGGUGUAUGUUCAUGACGAAUUUACGUACAGGACUUUGGAUAAUGAUAUCUCUCUAUUGAAAUUGAAAACUGAAGCGGUAUAUGAUAAUUACGUGCAACCAGCUUGUUUAUGGUUUAACAAUGUAUACGAUCAGUUACCUUCACCGCAAAUUCUGGGCACGGUACCAGGCUGGGGUUUUGAUUUAAAUGACGCCUUGUCUCCAACUCUUCACGCAGCCAGCAUGCCUUUAGUUUCUGACAGGACUUGUGAACUAACCAACCCUUUAUUUUAUGUACAAGCUCUACGUAGUGCUAAAAAGUUCUGUGCCGGCUAUACAAAUGGAACCUCUGCAUGUAAUGGUGAUAGUGGAGGUGGGUUUCAUGUCUUUGUUCCUGAUUUAGCAAAAAGCAAUAUCUCAGACGUACCCGGAGCUUGGUAUAUCAGAGGCAUUGUGUCCGUCAGCCUUUCGAGAACCGAUGCUGCUAUUUGUAAUCCCAAAGCUUACGUCGUUUUCACCGACGUUGAAAAAUAUUUAGAUUGGAUAAAAACUUACGUAUAUUCAUAG
Danaus chrysippus (African queen) is the source of this 1158-nucleotide messenger RNA. The record is from the annotation of a GenBank genome assembly. NCBI's taxonomy places the organism in Eukaryota, Metazoa, Arthropoda, Insecta, Lepidoptera, Nymphalidae.